UAGAAAGCGCAAGGGCCCUAUGGCGUGAGCUUCGGACCUUGCGGUGCCUCUCUCCUCUGCAAGAGAGACGAGGCUGUGACAGUAUUCGUGAGUUGGCCACUGAGGUCCUGCCCAUACGCGUGAAGAUGUGCUCCUGUCGAAGGGCAUAUAUGUGCAACACAGGGUGAUCUCACAGUUCAGGGAUGCAGGAAUGGGGGCGUCUGUGUGCCAAUGCCAACAAGUGCUAUGCCCAUCUGCACCCACCACCCCGUGCAGCAAGUGCUGCGGCCCCACCGAUUCUCGCCGGACGCUUACGAUGACCUGUAUGUGGUCACAGAACUCAUGGACACGGACCUGCGCUCGGUCGUCUACAGCAAGCAGCCCCUCACCGAAGAGCACUGCCAAUACUUCACGUACCAGCUGCUGCGGGGCCUGAAGUCGGUUGGCUGCGUUCUGGCCGAGCUCCUGGGCCGCAAGCCGUUGUUCCCCCACAGUUCCGUACACGACCAGCUGAGGCACGUGGUGCGCACGCUGGGCUCGCCCACGCUGGCGGAGCUGGAAUCUAUGACGGGACCUACACGCGAGCAGGCACGACAGUACGUGCUGAGCCUCCCGCCCGCAGCCCGUGUGGACUGGCGCGAGUGCUUCCCCGCCGCCACACUUCUGUCCGUGGCCCUGCUAGAUCGACUGCUGCAGUUCGACCCCCGCAAGCGCAUUGAUGUUCACGGCGCCCUGAAGCACCCCUGGUUGGAAGAGUUGCAUGACGAGGCAUUUGAUGAUUUGAGCCGGCUGCGCCUGCUGAACUCCGCCUUCAUCAACCGCUACGGGAGCAAGCCGUGCAGCGGUGAGGGAGGCGGUGCGGGGGGCCUGCUCGUGGUGCGCGAGAUGGAGGUGUACAUGUGGCGCCUCAUCACCAAGGUCACCCCCGAGGAGGACUGGCCGGACAAGGACUCCUGCACGCACGCGGCUGCCAUGUCGCUGUGGAUCAAGGCGCAGACGCGGGGCCUGCGGUACGACACCGCGGUGCAGCUGAUCUUCGACUUCGGCGUCGAGGACACCAAGGUGCUGGGCGUGUCAGAGGAGCGCGCGCAGCUGAUCCUGGAGAACGGUCAUCCGGUCAUCCAGGUCAUCCAGGUGGUGCCGCGUGCUGAAAGCCUUUUUGUCCUGCAUAUUUAACGUCUUACAGAGGCUGUGGUGUUCGAAGUGGACUGGGAGACAUGGUCUACGCGGGAGCUGCGGCGGCGGCUGUUUGAUGAGGCCAUGGCCUGCAGCCGCAUACUUUCCUGAGAGUGUGAGACGCGGCGUUUUAGGCAGUUGUGAGGGCUGUAAAGCAGGGGCGUGCACAGGGGUGUGGGUAGUUUCGACUGGGAAAGGCCCCAAACCUAGAACGGAAGAGCUUGACGAGAGGAUUCCAAAUCCAUUUUCAGAGUUUCAAUCGGAUAAGUAAUUGCAAUGUUAUGGGCGCUCAAAGUUCAGGGUAGGUCGUCAAGGUCAGGGGUCCCCAACUAAAGCAUUAGCAGAACGUUUGGCCUCUUGGCCGCAUGUCCGUCCACAUCGGCAUCGUAGUAGCGUAGAGCUCCACUCGAGCGCCUCUCAUUGAUGUCAUGGAAAAUAUGCGAACUGAUGCUAGUUUGUAACGGCUAAUGGGUCAUAGCGACAAGGCUGGCAACCGCCGCCGACAGCGUCACCCGGGAUCCCGGGAUGGUUCACAUGAUCCCGGGCGAAACUCGACCAAUGUCUUCCGGCACACAACUCCGAAUGUCAUAUGGACGAGCGCAAUUGUAAGCUUAAGCACAC
This is a messenger RNA of Chlamydomonas reinhardtii, 1776 nucleotides long. RefSeq lists its product as uncharacterized. Lineage: Eukaryota; Viridiplantae; Chlorophyta; Chlorophyceae; Chlamydomonadales; Chlamydomonadaceae. Gene Ontology annotation, molecular function: protein serine/threonine kinase activity; ATP binding. Gene Ontology annotation, cellular component: cytoplasm; nucleus. Gene Ontology annotation, biological process: intracellular signal transduction; protein phosphorylation. Bases 211 to 1155 code for a protein of 314 amino acids. The transcript has 5 exons. The record is from RefSeq and is a predicted model, not a curated record.